Molecule: messenger RNA, 4523 nt
Organism: Scatophagus argus
Lineage: Eukaryota; Metazoa; Chordata; Actinopteri; Scatophagidae
Gene: synpo2b
Product: synaptopodin 2b
Exons: 4
Coding region: 233-3523 (1096 amino acids)
Biological process (GO): positive regulation of actin filament bundle assembly
Cellular component (GO): nucleus; Z disc; actin cytoskeleton
Molecular function (GO): actin binding
Source: RefSeq, a predicted model, not a curated record
UGAAUGAGCAAAGUUACGCUACGAGCAAGUGGGUAGGUAACCUGAACCCUCUGCAGCCCAUAACAAGUGCUCCCAUUCUCUUUCUGUGGUCCUGCACUGAAACCAGCAGGAUGUGAAACCUGCACUGCUGCAUAUUGACUGACGAGGCUUUUUUGGACAUUUUUUUUGUCUUUUACACUCGCUUCAGGGAUGAAUGCUGUGAGUAGUGUAUUAUUGUGAAACAGCCUUCAAGAUGGAGCCAGAGCCUGAAGACCCAGACAACAAUGACAACUUGGUCCCUUGGUCAGGUUCAGAUGGGUCCCAGGAACUUUGUGUGUCUGAGUCCUUGGCAGAGUCCUACUAUGAAGAUGAUGCCAGUGAUGUAGACUACCCUUUAGAUCCUCAGCCUGCUCUUAUCCCAAAGACUGACCUCAGUUCCCCUGAACACCUUCAGUCACAAAACUGGGAAUCUGCAGGUGACCAACAGUCCCUGCCUGAACUUAGCGGAAGUGAAGAGGAUGUUUCAUACCAAGAAGAGGACGACAUCUACCUUAGUGAAUCAAGAGAGUCCAUUACAGAAUCUCCUCACAUCCAGACCUCACCAACAUCACUGUCCGAACACCCACAUCAUCCUGACUCCGAGCCCCAAGCUGACCAGAUAUCACUGCCACAUUCCCAGUCAUCUUCCUCCUCUAUUGGCUGUGCUGCUGAAAUGACCCUGGCCUUGACCCUGACCACAGAACAACCCCUUGGAGCCAGUAAUAGACAGGGCACAGGGACUGGGAACAGGAGAGUUGAAUCCUCAGAGGAAGGAGGGAGUAGUGAAGCACCUCCUGCUUCUGUCUUCUUUGGAAUUUCAGACGAGGUUGCUGAGCAGGCAGAGAGGUGGAACUCGGAGUCUGACACAGAUCUGUGCAGACCGAACAGGCACAGGGGAAGGCACACACGGAUCGGUCGCAACGAAAGCCAAUCAGAAAGACAGGUCAAGGAGAACAAGUCUAAAUGUAAGCGAAUUGCUCGGCUUCUAACUGAUGCACCCAACCCUCAAAAUAAGGGAGCCUUGCUGUUUAAAAAACGUCGCCAGAGGGUCAAAAAGUAUACACUUGUGAGUUACGGGACUGGUGAUAACAAGCUUGACAGUGAAGACCAAAUACAGCACGAAACUGAAGAAGUCACAUCAGCUGGGUAUAACUUUGUGGCAACAAGUGAAUCUGAGUUAGAGGAGGAAUAUUCUCUUUAUCAUCAGCAGCAUAAUUUGAGCCUGAAUUGGGGAAGUGUUCGAGAAAUGGAAGCAUUGCCAGAAACAAAAGGGAAGGGUGUUUUGAUGUUUGCCCAACGCCGCAAACGGAUGGAUGAUAUUGUGGCAGAGCAUGAAGAGCUGAGGAGUAAAGGAAUACCUGUGGAGACAUUGACAAGAUCCGAACGUACAGAAGCACACAACAUUUAUGACACUCAGGAUAUGUAUGGGCAUAGUGAUCAGGCCAACUACAUGGAUGUAAAUUUCAAACAGGAUGUAGCAUAUCAAGAAAAUAUUCAACAGACAGACCACCUAUCCAAUGUGUCAAGAUCCUUGGUACCAAACAGAACUGCAAAGCCGUUCCCAGGAAUUCAAGAUGGAACAACUGCUCCUGUCACACCUGAUGGUGUAGUUCCAGUGACAAAGAAGCAUGAACCGAGAUUCAGAGUACCUGUGGUUAUAAAUACUAGCCCCCAGGUUUGGUCCCCAACUGGAGACAUCAUAGCCUCAAGAGAUGAACGAAUAUCUGUGCCAGCAAUCAAGACAGGCAUUCUACCAGAGUCAAAACGGAAAGCCACUAAUAAACAGUCAUCCAUGAUAGCACAGGAUCCUAACCUUCAAAACAAAGGGGAAAGAAGGUCCUAUAUUGAGUCAGAGGAGGACUGUUUUAGUCUAGGUGCUGAAGCUUGUAACUUCAUGCAACCCAGAACAAUAAAACUUAAAAAUCCCCCUCCAGUUGCUCCAAAACCUACGAUCAACCCAUCCUGCCCACCUUGGAUGAGGAGGAGUCCCUCUUGUGAGCCCUUUAUUCCAUCAAGAAGUCCAGUUUCACAACCUUCUCAUAGUCCUUCAGCACCCCAUACUCAACAUUAUUUACAGCAGCAAGAUGGGACUCAGUCUCAACAGAUGGCCAACCACUGGGCAUCAGAUCAAACUCAGGCAACACUUCAGACACCUGCCAGUGCCUGGGCUCCGGUCAACUCAUCCUCUCAACUUCCUCUUCAGCCAACCACAAAUAGCUGGAGUCAGCAGCCUCCACGAUCCCCUGUGAGUAUGCACGCCUGCAGUCCAACUUACAGCCCUCAUCACCCGCCUUCACCUUCAAGGAGUAAGUCAGACAUUGCUCCGCACUCAGUUGCUUCUUGCCCACCACAAGCAAGGAAGUCAUACAUCCACACACCCAAGACAUCACAGGCUUCUCCAAAGGGUCAAGUCUCAGACAGAGGUAUUAAUCGGUCUGGUGAUGGUCCAACUAUGUCAGGAAAAGGUGCAGAGUUGUUUGCCAAAAGACAGUCCCGUAUGGAGAAGUUUGUUGUUGAUGCUGAAACGGUGCAAGCCAACAAAACAAGAUCGCCCUCCCCAACCUCAUCCCUCCCUUGCUAUUGGAGGUAUUCUUCCAAUGUUCGUGCCCCACCUCCUUCAUCAUACAAUCCGCUUCUUGCUCCUUUCUACCCUCCAUCAGCAACCAAACAACCCCCAUCCACAAGCCCCAAAAUAAAGCCUAAGACCAAAGAGAAACCUAAGGCAGCCCAAAAGCACCUCAACACCUUAGAUAUUAUGAAACAUCAGCCUUAUCAGUUGGACUCGUCAUUGUUCAAAUAUGAUGCGGUCCCUGAGGCCAAAAGCCCCAGCCCCAGACCAACUCCAGCAUCAAAGUUUGAGGCUACCAAAAGCCUCAAACAUAGAUCUGCCCCUUCUCAUUCUACUUAUAAUGCCCCCAAGCUUGCUGUUCAAAGCAAGGAAGAAGUCCCUGUUAAGUCUUCUGUAUCGGGAUUUGGCAGAAGCCGCUCCCUGAGCCUGCCCAAGCGACUGGAUUCAUUCACUUCUCCUGGACUUCUGUCACCUGUGAGCACACCUGGAAUGCAGCCAUCAUUUUUACCUACACAGAGGCAAACAUCCUUUCAAGAAAAGGUGUACAAGCCACUGUCACCAUGGGAGGCAGCAUCCAGAAGCCCGAUUGGUUCAGUGGAGGAGGCCUUUGUGUUUAAGAGCCACCCGUCAUCUAUUGCCUCUAACGUCAUAGCUGCUGGACACCGCAGAUCUCUGCCAGAGCCUCCAGUUGAAUGGAAGCGCAGGGUGUCUCUUGAUCCUCCAGCUGUCAGUAUGAUUCAACACCAUGCGGCCCCAGCUUUCCAGGCACCGUCCAUGAGCAGGACAUUUUCACCUGAGAAACCAGCCUUCUAUGGGCCUCCCUUCAGACCUGCCCAGCCAUUAAGGUCUGCCAGCAGGGUCAGUAUUGGAUACAUGGUACAGGGCUCCAGUCCAACAAAGUACUCCCCCUUGUAUAGUGCAGUCCAGAGAAGUUAAGAUCACUAAGAUGUGGUUAGUCAUACAAAAGAGAAAUAUGCUUUUUUUUUUUCUUCCUUUCUUUAAAUAAAUGAUAUGUGGUGUAGAAGAUCAUACAAAGUAUAUAUGGAAAAACAAAAAAGUACAUUUGGCACAAAGAGGUGGAAUAUGUUUCCUCUAUUGUGAUGAAAAAGUUUGUCGUUGGUGUGUGUUAGUUCAGAUUUGUCCAAAAGGUCUUAGGCAUAUUUCAGACCAAUUAUUACCUUUAAUUUAAAUUGUUAAUGGAAGUUAUUGGUCACAAAAAGUCACUAUCAUAUUAUGAGUGCUCACUUGGUUUGAAGGGCACAACAACUUACUGUAGCUUCGGUGCUGUGUUGCUAAUGAGAUAUUAUCCUGAUAAGCACUGAUGGGAGUUUUUGCAGUUGUGUUUAAGUGAUCAGAAUGUUUUAGUCAUUUAUUGCAGGCUGAUUUAGGAGGGAAAUGGACCACUACGGUCAAGAAAAGUUUUAGCAAAGUGUGUUGCUGAGAGCUAAAUUGAAAGUUGAUCAGAGAAAUGUGUGGCAGAUUGCUUUAUUUAAAACAAAAGAGGAGUGCUGUUGUUCACUGAAAAUACUUUAAACUGUCAGUUCUUAAUAUUUGCUGAGAAAUGAGUGUGUGGCUUUUUAGUUAUAUAUCUUUACUAAGGCUUUAAAACUCACUGUGGCCUUGCAGUUUCGUCAGGUUGGUGUUGUGUAAUUUUUUUCACAUCUUGACUAGUUCAUACAGCAAUAACAUUACAGGUGUUACUCCUCUUGUUUUUGUCAAUCUUUUCUGUCAAUACUAUUGUGAUGGCACACAUGUGCAAGGAGUGGAUAUUUCUAUUCAUCUGUGUAUCACUGUGUUCAUACAUUCUGCUCUAAAGAAGCUGCAGUGCAUUUUAGGAAGUGUGUGUUACAACUUAACAAUGACUUUAUUCCACUCACUGGUCUCAAAAUAGAUGCAGGGUUGUUGUUUUUAUUAUUAUUAUUAUUUUUUUUUUCUU